This is a messenger RNA of Teleopsis dalmanni, 551 nucleotides long. RefSeq names its product sexual differentiation process protein isp3-like. The record is from RefSeq and is a predicted model, not a curated record. The coding region runs from base 99 to 446 and encodes 115 amino acids. The transcript has 2 exons. NCBI's taxonomy places the organism in Eukaryota, Metazoa, Arthropoda, Insecta, Diptera, Diopsidae.
GUUAUUUUAUGUUGAGUACAUUACAAAACUCAACUGAUUAAAAAUUUUUUGUACUAAAUUUAUUUUAUUUGAGAUAUUAAAAUAUAAAGAGACUUGGGAUGAGUAAUAGUUAUUUGAAUUUUGUUGAGGUAUUUUAUGCCUCCAACAAUAACCUACCUCCAGUAGAGGUUGCGAAAGCAGCUCGCGCGCACUGGGAAACUUUACCAUCUAAAGAAAAACACAAGUACCAUAUGGAGAGCAAUGAGGCCGCUGAGAACCUCCAAGAUGACUUGGCUAUGGAAUGUGGAACAUGUGGUAAGAAAAAGAAGAACCCUUGUGCGAAAAAAAAGAAGAAAAGUUGUCCCAAGAAGAAGCGUAAUCCGUGUGCUAAGAAGAAAAAACCAUCGUGUAAGAAAAAGCCUAAUCCGUGCAAGAAGAAGAAAAAGCGUCGUCAAAUUUGUUGCUAAUAAGUAACAAAUUUUCAAUGCAGACUGGAGCAAAAAUAUGAAAUUAGGUGGAAAUUUUCAACUCUUGUUUCCAGUCUGUUAAAUCCACCGGACAAAAAACAGGUC